AUGGUCGGGGCAGAGUCCCAGGUGUUGCCGGAUCGACACGAACAGGUAGCGGCUAGAGAUACGACGCUGAGAGCACAAGAGCAGCCCCUCAAACACCACGCGUCCUACGAGCCUGGCUACAAAGUCGGCUCGACGCCAUCUUACGCGCACGAUUGGUCUUCCGCCGGCGUUGGCGGAAAGCUCAGCACCCAUGGAAGGCACUUUGUAGACUCCUUCGGACGCGUGUGUCAUCUGCGAGGCGUGAAUAUUUCCGGAAAUAGCAAGGCGCCAGUCAAUCAUGAUCACGACACUUUCCCGGCUAAUCACCACGGCGUAACAUUUGUUGGGCGACCUUUCCCAUUGAACGAAGCGCACGAACACCUUGCCCGGCUGCGGAGGUGGGGAUUGACAUUCGUGCGCGUAUUGGUCACUUGGGAGGCUAUCGAACACGAGGGACCAGGAAUAUACGACAGGGAUUAUCUGGAGUAUCUCCAUACUCUCAUAUCACUCUUUCCCCUCUACGGCAUCACAUGCUUCGUGAAUAUGCAUCAAGAUGUCUGGUCUCGGUACUCCGGCGGAUCCGGGGCCCCUGCUUGGACGCUCGACGCCGUAGGAUUCGACUUGCAUGCGCUUGAAGAGUCGGGUGCAGGUUGGCUCAAGGGAGUGCGCGGAGGAGGCCACAUCGAGGCUGAACGCGGCCUGUGGCCUACCGGCUAUCAAAAGCUCUCCGCAGCAACGAUGGCGACACUGUUCUGGGCAGGCGAUGUGUUCGCUCCAAAGUUACGGAUACGUACACGGGAAGGCAAGGAAACGUCAGCCCAGCAGUUCCUACAGAAUGCAUUCUUGGAUAUGUGGGAGGUCGUUGCGCGUAGUCUGGGAGAUCUUGACGCCGUACUCGGGUUUGAAAUCAUGAAUGAGCCACAUCACGGAUACAUCAACUUGCCUUCUCUCCACGGCUUCAACUACAAUACCGAUCUUCACUUGGCACAUGUCCCGAGCGCUCUGCAAUCCUUCAUGCUGGGGUCAGGAUACCCAACGGAAGUUGGCUUCUGGACACGGUCAUUUCCUUUGCCGACUCGUCUUACGUCUACCAGCGUGCUGAACUCCACGAGCCGGAAGGCAUGGCGCGAAGACGGCCCAACUGGUGGCCGCGACUUGUGGGAGAUGCACGGCGUUUGGGGAUACGAUGUACAGAAGAAGAUGGGCGUCGUCCUGCGCGAGAACUACUUCGUACGCGACCCCAUGACGAACAAGCCUGUUGACUACUACACUGACUUCUACUUCCCUUUCAUCAAUCGAUGGACGAAUCGAGUCAGGUCUGCGUCCAGUGCGACGUCUGACAAGUUCGUGUUCUGCGAGCCCAUUCCGAACGAGUUCUGCCCGCGAUCGUGGGGACCGGUACAGCCUCCAGACAUGAUUUACGCGCCACACUGGUACGAUCUGCGGGUCUUAUUUGAGAAGGCGCAUGGCGACUUCUCCGUGAAUGUACAGGGCCUAUCGCGAGGCAUGUUUCUACCGAAAGCAUUGUACUGGGGUCAGAUAGGCGCGCGAGAUAACGUAUCGCUUCAGAUACGGAACAUCGUUGAAGAAGGCUACAAGUCACUCGGAGAGCGCCCUGUCGUUAUCGGAGAAUGCGGUUUACCGAUGGACAUGAACAAAGGCGAGGCGUUCAGAACCAAUGACUUCAAGUGGCAAAGCCGGAUGAUGGAUGCCAUGAUGACUGGGUUGGAGCGCUCGUUGGUCAAUUUCACACUGUGGAACUACAACCCAGAUAACGAUGAUGAAAGGGGCGACGAUUGGAACGGCGAGAACUUUUCAUGGUUCAGCCAGUCGCGUGCCUCGCCCGAGGCGCGCAAUGCGCUGGAGCAGUCUUCGGAUGCCCUUGACAAGGGUGGCCGCAUUCUCGAAGCCGUCGUUCGCCCAUACGCAGCGAAAACUGCAGGUAUACCUCUCCACAUGGCAUUCGAGAUGGCCACCGGUGCAUUCUCCUACAGCUGGGCCGUUCCGACUGCAGAGAAAGACAAGUUCCCUGGUAGCUCCAGCGUUCACGACCCGCCGCGUAGUGGACAUAUUCCGCUCACAGCGCACGAGACAGAGAUAUUCCUUCCUGCAAUGCUCACGCGUGGCAGGAAGGUCGCUGUGCGAGGGCUGCACAGCGACGAUGCUUGGGUGCACGACGAGAUGCGCCAGACUCUAUACGUCUUACCCAAGGAUAAGUCACCUGGCUCGGUGCACCAGAUAGAAGUCACCCUUGACCCACCAUUGGAGCUGUUUGUGCCGAACGACUUCUGGAGCGACUUCGGUGUCUACGUGAAGGCUGCAAUUGCGGGUGUUCUUGCAAUUCUCCUCCUACUAGCCGCGCGUUGA
Molecule: messenger RNA, 2346 nt
Organism: Peniophora sp. CBMAI 1063
Lineage: Eukaryota; Fungi; Basidiomycota; Agaricomycetes; Russulales; Peniophoraceae
Source: the annotation of a GenBank genome assembly